Molecule: messenger RNA, 3605 nt
Organism: Hemicordylus capensis (graceful crag lizard)
Lineage: Eukaryota; Metazoa; Chordata; Lepidosauria; Squamata; Cordylidae
Gene: RAD54B
Product: RAD54 homolog B
Exons: 17
Coding region: 335-3253 (972 amino acids)
Biological process (GO): double-strand break repair via homologous recombination; reciprocal meiotic recombination
Cellular component (GO): nucleus
Molecular function (GO): ATP-dependent chromatin remodeler activity; ATP binding; DNA translocase activity
Source: RefSeq, a predicted model, not a curated record
ACUGUCUGUGGAUAAAACAGCCCACAGGCAUUCCCUUCUUUUAGGUCUACGAUAAAGGGAAUCUUUCCUUUUAGCUAAUUAUGCUAACAAGAAAUGCUUCCGCUUUCUCACAAUCUCAUUUGAAAGGAAGUCAGAAGUACUGUACCAUGCCUUUCUUUUUGACAGGGGUGCAGAUCACUGCCUAAAAAUUUGUGGCGUUUCCCCUCACUUUACUACUAUGUUCCAAAAUCCUUUUGUAAUCAAAGGGUUCCGUGGAAUUAGUGGUCUUUAAAAAAACUAAAAACACAUCUUUUAAAAGAGGAGGGUUUUUUUAUGCCGACCAGUAAAACCGAAUAUGAGGCGUUCGGCGGCUCCAAGUCAACUGCUGGGGAAUUCGGCCAAAAAGCCAAGAUUCAUACCUCCAGGAAAAACUAAUACAGUGCAUCUGAAGAAAGAAUCUGAUCACACAGACCAAGAAAUUAAGGCAACUGAGGUGAAUGAGCAACUACACAAUGAUCUCACAGCUAUAAACAUUUGUUCUAAACCUUGUGGCUUCAAUGCUACAGUGACUCUGAAAUCUAACAGAGGAUCAUUUCCCCCUUGCAAAAAUAAUGGAGAGGAUUGUCAUUUGGAAUCUGGAGUAAAAUCAACAUAUAGAACUGAAACAGGUCCGGCACAGAUAGUGACAAAAGAAAUAGCAAGGCAGCCAGAAGUGCAGGAAGAGCCCAGCUGCCUUAUCAAAUACUUCAGUGUUAUGUGGUGUAAGGCCUCCAAGAAAAAACACAAGAAAUGGGAAGGCGAUGCUGUUCUCAUUGCAAAAGGGAAGUCUGUGAUACUGAAGGACAUGGAAGGCAAAGACAUUGGAAGAGGCACUGGAUACAAAAUCAAAGACCUGGAAAAUCUUGAUGAAGGUCAAACUUUGAUGGUUGGAGGCAAAGAAAUUGAAGUGAUGGGUGUAAUUCUGGAAGACAACUUCAAAAGUGGCAAGUGUUUUCAGUCUGGUGUGGAGAUUCCAGUGGAUGUUUGGAAUUCCUCACAAACUGCUGUGAAACCAUUCUGUAAUCCUCUUAAAAAUGUCUGUAAACUCAGCACUAAAGGAAAUUUGCUCAGAGGUUCCCAGAACUGCAAACCACGUCACGAUCCAUGUGCACCAAAUUGCUUAGUCAUGCCACGCCCAGCUCCAAAUCAUCAACGAAUGUUCAAUAAGUCGGGUCUGCCAGUUGUGGAUGUUGUUGUGGACCCACACAUUGUAAACCAUCUUCGGCCACACCAGCGAGCAGGAAUUCUAUUUCUUUAUGAAUGUGUAAUGGGAAUGAGACGGGCCAUGCGUGGCGACGUGGUAGGAAGGAGGCGAUUGGCUGUGAUGGUUAAGACUAGGAGGCGGAGACAACUGAGAUUAUUAGAUGGAGAAGACUUUCUCUUUAUUUAUAAGCAAGUUCUACUAUCCAGUUUUAAAGAUGUUAAUCAGAAACCUGUUUCUAGUGAGAUAAUGAGCGGUAGAUUUGGAGCUCUUCUUGCAGAUGAAAUGGGUUUAGGGAAAACUCUGCAGUGCAUUUCACUUGUCUGGACUCUCCUGCGUCAGGGGCCAUACGGAUGCAAGCCUAUCAUAAAACAGACACUGAUAGUUACUCCUGGGAGUCUGGUGAAGAACUGGGGGAAAGAAUUUCAAAAAUGGCUUGGAAGCGAAAGAAUCAAGGUGUUUUUAGUUGAUCAGGAUCACAAAGUAGAAGAGUUCGUCAAUUCCCCCCUUUAUUCAGUCCUGAUAAUUAGUUACGAGAUGCUUCUGCGCUCUUUGGACCAGAUUCAGAAGACAGAGUUCAACCUUGUAAUCUGUGAUGAGGGACAUCGUUUGAAAAACACCUCCAUUAAGACAACCUCUGCCCUUGCCAGCUUGUCUUGUGAGAGAAGAAUUCUUCUUACUGGUACUCCGGUACAAAAUGACCUUCAAGAAUUUUAUGCAUUAAUAGAGUUUGUAAACCCUGGAAUACUUGGUCCUUUGUCUGCAUACAAAAAAGUGUAUGAGGAGCCUAUUAUCAGGUCACGAGAGCCUUCAGCAGCAAAGGAAGAAAUUGAACUAGGAGAGAAAAGGGCCGCGGAGCUUGGACGCCUGACUGCACUCUUCAUUCUUAGAAGAACCCAAGAAAUCAUUAACAAAUUCCUCCCUCCAAGAAAGGAGAGCAUCCUUUUCUGCCGCCCAACAGCACUGCAGCUUGAUCUCUAUAGAAGACUGCUGAGCUCUCAGGUUGUUAGAUCUUGCCUGCAAGGCAGUCUAGAAAACAGCCAGCACUUAAUAUGUAUUGGAGCUUUGAAGAAACUUUGCAAUCACCCCUGCCUCCUCUUCAAAAUGAUAAAGGAGAAAGAAUGUGAUUCCAGUUGUGAGCAAGAGAAACUGAACCUCUAUGAGGGUUUGCUGGAUAUCUUUUCUCAAGAAUAUACUCCAGCUUCUUUCUCAGAGACUGACUCUGGGAAAUUGAAGGUGCUGACAGAGCUGCUGGCAGCAAUUCGGGAAUACAGCCCUUCAGAAAGAGUUGUGGUGGUAUCAAAUUACACCCAGACAUUGAAUAUACUACAAGAGGUGUGCAAACGCUAUGGAUAUUCCUAUACAAGACUUGAUGGCAACACUCCCGUUGCUCAAAGGCAGCAGAUCGUUGAUGGUUUUAACAGUAAAUUCGGCCCAGCGUUUAUCUUUCUUCUCAGCUCCAAGGCUGGCGGUGUAGGCCUGAACCUUGUUGGAGCAUCCCAUUUAAUCCUAUAUGAUAUUGACUGGAAUCCAGCCACAGAUAUUCAGGCAAUGGCCAGGGUGUGGAGAGAUGGACAGAGGCGUACAGUGCAUAUCUACAGACUGCUGACUACAGGUCUUCCAUAUUACAAUUGCACAAUAGAAGAGAAAAUCUAUCAGAGGCAGAUCAGUAAGCAAAGUCUUUCUGGGGCAGUUGUUGAUUUUUCCAAGGGAUCUGAACACAUCCGCUUUUCUGUUGAAGAACUUAGAAAUCUCUUUAUACUGCAUGAAGAUUCCAACUGUCUUACCCAUGAUCUGUUGGAGUGUACAUGUAUGGGAAAGAAAGAUGAUCAUGGUCCUUCAGAAAAGCUUUCUGUUCAACGAGAUUGCCAGCUUGGCCAAAGUAAUGGGAAAUCUGUCUCCAAAAAGACCCUCUCCAUGUCACAGUUGAUGCAGUGGAAACACUUCUCUGGGAAGCAUGAGAAUCUUCCUGAUCCCUUCCUUGAAAGAAUAAAAGAAAAUAUUACAUUCAUUUUCCAAAAUAUGACCAGUUGAGUGAUGUCACCUAAGCAGGGCAAGUUAUUUUGUCCCUGGCCACAAUAUACUUUUGUUCACUAGUUCCCAUCUUCUUCAUGUAAAAGGAAGUAAUACAAUUGUUUGGAGAACUAUAGUCUACGUAGUAAGGAUAACAUUGUAUUAUUUUUUCAUCUUGAAAAUAAAUUUAUGGCUGAGGUGGGGAAAAUACCUUGUUUGGUAUCACUUAUGCUAACAGGCAACACAAACUUAUAACAUCUUACAUUUGAAGCUUAAAUUCCUGAGAGCUUCCUUUUCAUCAUGACCAGAAAAGAUGUACAGACAAUCCUGUUUUCUCCAGCAAUAAACUUGCAUUAGGUGCUCACUACUAACA